This is a messenger RNA of Ruditapes philippinarum (Manila clam), 1290 nucleotides long. RefSeq names its product small nuclear ribonucleoprotein-associated protein B-like. The record is from RefSeq and is a predicted model, not a curated record. The transcript is spliced from 7 exons. The coding region runs from base 154 to 711 and encodes 185 amino acids. Gene Ontology annotation, cellular component: catalytic step 2 spliceosome; U1 snRNP; U4/U6 x U5 tri-snRNP complex. Gene Ontology annotation, molecular function: RNA binding. Gene Ontology annotation, biological process: mRNA splicing, via spliceosome. Lineage: Eukaryota; Metazoa; Mollusca; Bivalvia; Venerida; Veneridae.
CCGGACAAUUGAGUUCCGUGUGGUUACGAGUUUUAACCAUGUAUUGUUUACAGGUGGCGCUUUGCUGAAACGAAAAUAAGACGUACCGCCACCAAAGAUUUCGGUGGACUAAUAUUUGAAUCGACGGAAUCUGCCGUCAGUAAAUCAUAAAAGAUGGUUGUUGGGAAGAGUUCCAAGAUGCUGCAGCACAUCAACUACCGGAUGCGCUGUACAUUACAAGACGGUAGAACAUUUGUUGGAACUUUCAAAGCUUUUGACAAACAUAUGAAUCUUAUACUUGGGGACUGCGAUGAGUUCAGAAAGGUUAAGCCAAAGACUGCCAAAUCUGGGGAAAGAGAGGAGAAAAGAAGCUUGGGUUUGGUCUUGUUGAGAGGGGAACACUUAGUCUCAAUGACAGUCGAAGGGCCACCACCGUCUGAAGAGGGUAUGUCAAGAGUGCCAUUAUCAGGAGCCGCACCAGGGUCUGGGGCAGGUCGUGCUGCAGGAAGAGGUGUACAAAGUGGUCCUGGCGGGGCUGCCCCAGGCCUUCAAGGUCCAGUGAGAGGAGUUGGUGGACCUUCACAACAAAUGAUGAAUCCACAAGGAGGCAUGGUUUUCAGGCCAGCAGGUAUGAUGAGAGGAGGUAUGAUGGGUGGGCGUGGUGGAGGUCCGCCCCCAGGCAUGAGAGGACCGCCCCCAGGAAUGAUGAGAGGACAAGGACCAAGAUUCUGAGCUGUUCACAAUCACAACUAGAUGUUGUUAAUAUGUAUUCCAUGUGUAAUAAAAAAAGACAAUUGUACAGAAAAGGCAGCAAAUCUUUUGAGAGUGUGUUAAAUAAGAGGGACAAAAUUUGCAGCUUGGAAUUCAGACUGUGAAAUGUGGGGAUAUAAGGGUUUGCCGGGGUGGGUGGGGUAAACAUCUCGAAUGUUUUCUAAUUAGAAUAGCAUUAUGCCCCUCAUAUAGAUCUUAUGCAGCCUUGUUUUUGAACUAUAGCUUAAUUUUGUUUAAGCAGUUCCAAAUCUUAAAUAAAUGUUACUAUGGCAGUUUCACCUAGCAUUGUUUGCUGCCCAAAUCUUUUUAUCAUUUUCAUAUUAUGCAUUAUUAGAUAACGAUUUUUGUACUGAAUUAUAAGAAGUUAUUGAUGUGACACUACCUGUAAGAUGAUGUUGAGUGUGUCUAAAUUACUCUUGACUCUGAAAUACAGAAUAAUGUAGUGUAAGAGGGUCAUUUUUCUAAGCAUUUUCAUUUCAUUUUAUUCAUUGUUUUAAACAUUUAUGUAUCGUGAAAUCAUGUCAUUAAAAGUUGAUUUUA